Bemisia tabaci is the source of this 2128-nucleotide messenger RNA. Its product is annotated as facilitated trehalose transporter Tret1. The record is from RefSeq and is a predicted model, not a curated record. NCBI's taxonomy places the organism in Eukaryota, Metazoa, Arthropoda, Insecta, Hemiptera, Aleyrodidae. Gene Ontology annotation, biological process: transmembrane transport. Gene Ontology annotation, cellular component: membrane. Gene Ontology annotation, molecular function: transmembrane transporter activity.
CCGCCGGUCGUUCUUGCUCAACCAUCGGGUUUCCACAGGCAGUCUCCUAGGUUUUCUCGAUCCGCGACCUGGCAUCACGUGGCUUGUUUGGAUGCAAGAUUGAUAGCUGUCAAUCCUAACGGUAUCUCGCACGCGCGCGCAUCAUGCAUGGACUCAUCUCGUUUCGACCCUGAUCUUGGAUUCUCCCGCGUAAAUGAGAUCAGUUCUAUUGCAUGCGGUACCCUCGCGAUAUGGUGACUUGAUUCCGCGAUGCGAAGGUUCGACGGUGAACGGUGUUUUAUUCGAGUCAAAGGAUAUUUUCGAUAGUUUUAGAUACAGUGUGGGCGGCUGACUAAAAAUGAGGAUUAAAAAAGAAGAGGAUCCUGAGACUUUGACUUGGAGUUGCUGGUUUCGGACCCUGUUUGCUGGCAGUGCUGCAUUGGUUCUGUAUGUUUUCAUUGGGAUAAAUGAGGGCCUGUCAGCCGUGAUGUUGGCUCAAUUCAAAAAGAGGGACAGUUUCAUACGCGUCUCAGAGGAUCAGGAAACAUGGGUAGCCAGUUUGGGAAUUGUGACGGCUCCAAUCGGCGCUAUUCUGAUCGGACCGUUUGUAGAUGCAUUUGGGCGAAAAGUUGGAAUCCUUAUUUUCUACCUCACCAUUGGAUCCGGUUUUGGAGUGAUCGCACUGUCCAUGGAUGUCACGCAGAUUUACAUCGGCCGCAUCAUCUGUGCAUUUUGCGAAGGUUUCAAAGCAUGCGCAGUUGUCUACAUCGCGGAGAUCUGCACGCCGACUCAGCGGAGUCUCUUCCUCUCGGCGAUCUCCACCAUGUUCUCCGGAGGCGUCCUCAUCUGCACGGUCAUGAGUGCCUUUGUCUCUUGGAACUCGGCCUGUCUGGCCUACAGCCUGGCCGCCUUUGCCUUUGCGGGCGUCCAGUGGUUCGUCCCCGAGUCUCCCGGGUGGCUCUACCGGCAUGGGAGAGAGGACGAGGCGCUCCGGAGUCUGGAGCGGCUCGGCAGGAGCAAGGCGGAUGUUCUUCGGGAGAUGGACGACCUGAAGGAACGCAAGAGCAACCAAGAGAAAUUGGAACUCAAGUCGUUUUUCGAGCCGAUCGUGUGGAAGCCGUUUGUGAUUUUGUCUACGUUUCAUGUCCUGCAAUUUUCAACGGGCAUCUACGAUAUUAUCUACUACCAGGUGGACUUCAUCCAAAGCCUAGGCACGACCUACGACCCGAUGACCGUCUCCGUGGCUAUGUCGACCAUCCGCUUCCUGUCGAACGCCACAAUCGGCGUCUACGCCAAAUCCGUUUCGCGGAAGGGGUCAACCGCCCUCUGCGGUUUGGGCAUGGCCCUCACCCUCCUCGCCACAGGCGCCUACGAACUCGCCUACCGCGACACGGAGAUCCCCGCGAGGCCCUACCAAUGGCUACCCAUCAGCCUCAUCCUCUCCUGCAUCGUCGCCUCCAACCUGUCCGUGACCUGUCUCCCCUGGGCCAUGAGCGGGGAGAUGUACCCCCUCAGGGUCCGCGGGAUCAUGAGCGGCGCCACGCUGGUCGUUGCGUAUUUCGCCUUUUUCUUUUAUAUUAAGAUGUAUUAUGUGUUCCUGGAGGCGUUGAAGAUCUACGGGGUUCUGUUCGUGUUCGCUGCCUGCUCCGUGGUGGUUCUGUUGUUUGGGAUUUUUGUGCUGCCCGAAACCCAGGGCAAGAGUUUGCUCGAGGUUGAGUUGGGUUUUGAGAAAAAGGCGAAGAGGAGUGAGAAUGUGGAGAAUCAGAACGGGAAAGUGGAAAAGGGUGAAAAGUCAGACUUCGUUACUCGUUUUUAGUGCAAAUCGACAGAAAUAUCCGAUUUUAAGUAUCUGAGUCUUUUGACUCAUGCCUUUUUUUAUGUGAUGAGAAUACCAAACUUUUAUCCUAUUACCAGAGAAAGUCAGAUUGAUAUUGAUGUAAAUCGACGGUGAAACAACAAAACAACGUAUCUCGUUUGUCGCGUUUCAAAAUCUCCGCCCUCGUGUUACUUUCUUAAGGGGAACCAAUUGACGUCAUUCCUUGAGGUUUUCAAGAAUUUUUUUCGCCUGGCAAAAAAAAACAUCACUACUCGAGUUAUUUACAAAAAUUGACGUUAAGGUUAAUCUUCAGCUGUAGUUCUGAAAAAAUCC